This is a messenger RNA of Cheilinus undulatus (humphead wrasse), 4322 nucleotides long. It is a transcript of the gene cdr2a, whose product is annotated as cerebellar degeneration-related protein 2a. The coding region runs from base 111 to 1487 and encodes 458 amino acids. The transcript has 7 exons. NCBI's taxonomy places the organism in Eukaryota, Metazoa, Chordata, Actinopteri, Labriformes, Labridae. The record is from RefSeq and is a predicted model, not a curated record.
UGGGAGGAUGUAGUGUUCACAUCCUGCUCAAACACGGAGUUGUGUCGAGCUGCUGAACUAACGCACACCUGUGUGUUAGUUUUCUCACAGGUGGAGUCUCUCGGUUGAAAAUGUUGACGGACAUGAUUCUGGAGGAAGAGUUUGAGAGAAAUGGAGAGUCUUGGUACGAACCGCAGGACCUUGAACACGAUCUCCAUUUGGCAGCAGAGCUGGGGAAAACGCUCUUGGAUAGGAACCAUGAGCUGGAACAGGCUCUGCAGGAGAUGUACUCCACCAACCAGGAGCAGCUGCAGGAGAUAGAGUACCUGACCAAACAGGUUGAUCUGCUGCGACAGAUGAAUGACCAGCACGCCAAAGUGUACGAGCAGCUCGACUCAACUGCCAGAGACCUGGAACAAAGCAACCAGAGACUGGUGCAGGAUAACCGGCUGGCCCAGCAGAAGAUCCACAGCCUGACAGAGGCAGUUGAGGGGCUUCAGACCUACAUGGAGGACCUGCAGACCCAGGUGGAGGAGCUGAAGACAGCCGAGGCCGAGCGAAAGAAGAGGGAGAUGGCAGAGCAAAAGAAACGAGAGGCUCAAGAGCAGCGACGCAGCCUCGGAGCACAGAGCGUGUCCUGUCUCAAAGAGCUGUAUGACCUACACAAUGACAGACUCUGGUCACCUCAGGACUCUCUAUACAACCAAGACAGACGUAAAGACCCUGAAGAGGAGAACACGGCCCUCCAGCGCUCCAUCCGGACCCUUCAGAGCCAGAUAGCCAUGGAGCGGAGCCGCAGGGAGGCUGUGGAGCUUGAAUGCGAGCUGACGGUGAGGGAAAACAGAGAACUGGAGCAGCGGCUGGCUGAGCUAUCUGACUGUCAGGCCAGACAGAGAGAGCUGGAGGACGAGGUGGAGCAGCUGAGACUUCUGUGGCGGGCUGACUGCGCCAGCAGAGGACCAGAGCAGCUGCUUUUCCCUGAUACAGUCUUCUUCGCCUCUGAAGACAGACCCAGAUCAUGGCAGGAGGAGAUGGAGGAGAUUGAAGAAAAGAAUGAGGAGCAGAGAAGGCACAGCAGACAAAGGUGCAACAGCGACGGCUUUCUGAGAGUUAAAAACCCAGAGGAGAACAGUCAUGAGCAACUGUGUAUACGGCGAACAGAGGCGGUGAAACAGAGGGGAAUCUCUCUGCUGAACGAGGUGGAUGCACAGUACAGCGCUCUGCAGGUGAAAUAUGAAGAGCUGCUGCGGAGAUGCCAACAUACAGAUGAUCUCAGCCACAAAGCUGUCCAGACGUCCACCAGCCCCUUAGUGAGCAGUCGAAAUCGAAGCCACCUGUCCAGUUCUUCUGCCAUGUGUGAAGUGACUCUGGUUCUGGAGGACAGCCAGCAGCCCGAGUACAAAGCUCUCUUCAACGAGAUCUUCACCUGCAUCAAAAAGACCAAAGAGGACCUCAGCAACAACAGACGUCCAAUAAAGAACGGUGGCACCCUGGGCACUGUCAAGUAACCUGUUUGUUCGGCAUCCUGGGACUUAAUAUGUUUUGGCAUUGAAGGCACUUGGAAGCUUCUCUUUGAAAAUACCCAGAGGAUAAAAGCACCAUCAGUCCCUGAAUGUCUUACGCUGCAGCACCAGAACACAUUUCACAGGUGGUAGGGACAUGUCAUUCAACUCUGCUCUGUUCUCUUCACUCAAAAUUGAGAAAUCUGUAUGGGUGGUUUUGAUGCAGUGAGAGGGAACAGCUCUAGGGGGGCCUGGACCCCAGGAUUAUAAUCAGCUGUCUAGAAUCCUUUUAUAAGCACUAUUCGCACGGGAUUAGGAUUACCUGUGGCCCUCUGCGUGUGCUAAAAUAUGGUCUGUAAUUUGCCCUGGAACUUUUAUGCCGCAAAUUACAGGCAUGGUCGAUUCGCACAGCAUUAUAAACACAGACAUUGUGUGCAGUUAUCACAAAUUACCAGAGGUCCCGUGGUAAUACUAAUCCCAUUUGAAUAGGGCUGUAGUAUUCCUCUGUCACUCCCCUCACUCAAAUUUUCAGCCAUUGUCUUUGUCCCCUGCUCAACUUUUGAGACAUUUUCAGCCCUCACUUUUUCAGUACGGAGGCUAAAGAUGCAAAAACGAAAAGAUUUUUUUCCACAUCUAACCUCUACCGUGUAUUGUAGAGGAUCACAUUGCAAUUUGUCAAUCACAUGUCUUAAAAAUGACAAGAUCAUUUGAAAUGAGCUGACGUCUCGUCCAGUCCUUAAAGUUUAUACACACAAGCACUGCACCUGGUCAACAUUGAUAUGUUUUUAAAAAAUUAACCUUGUUUGGGUCUGUUUUUUGUUAAUAUGACUCCUCAAUCGAAAACAACUAACUGAGCUCGGUGACAUGUCUCAACCACAGAAAUACUUUGCAAAGUCUGAGUGAUGUAUUUUAUUUGUCGUUCCUGCUGUCUUGAAGCUGGCCUGAGGCAGCCAGCAUAUUUAAAACGCUGUCCUAGACUAACUUUGAGUGAACCUAGAAACAGACAAAGAGGUGGAGCAGAGGUUGAUCUAAAGCUUUUUAAGCACAACAACAAUCUAGUCGUAUCAUCCGCAGCUCUAUUUAUUCAGAUCUGGUAUCCUUAAAAUCAAAACAGAUGAGUUGUUAGAGUUGUUACACUCCUGUGCAUUGUGUGCCCAUGGAGACGAGAACUAUUCCAACCUAAAUUGUUUUUGCACCAGGCUUUAAAAAUUUUUAUUUCUGCUGUAAAGACAGGCAAUUUAACACAGGGUUUGCAUUUGAUUCCCAGUGCUUCUGCAACCAGUUGGAGGGUACCAUUUGGUCUCUUUCACCUUUGAAAUGAGUAGUGGGGCUCCAGCAUUAGACAUGAUAAAGUCAUUUUUGACAAUCCUAUGUUUUUCAUAGUCAACACUGUUUUUUUUUAGUCCACCCUCCUCAUCAAAAGUGUUAAAAUGCUCAGUCAGCAGCUACAUUAUCUGAAAUAACAAUGUACUUUAAAGUUAUUGAUAAGAGCGAUCCAUCAGGGUACUUUGCUCAAAUAUUGCCAGCUCCAUCCAUUAUGGGUGAAAAUAUUCCUUUAAAAUGAAUGGUGGUAAAUGAUAAAGAGAAGAGAUGUUAUAAACUGAUGUCACAGUGUGAUCCCUGGCUUCAACUCCAUGGGAAGACAUCAGUCCCAUGUGUGACCACUUUCCUACCCCCAUAGUUUCAUCCAAAGCCAUGGAGCUCCUUUAUUCUCCUUGGUCAUUUAAGAAUAAAAACCAUAUCAUAAAUAAUGGUUUUUGAAUUGUUUGAAGCACAAAACAGGAUGCAAAACUUUUUCAACCAUCAGUUUUUUCAAUGUGGAGGCUAAAGAAGCAUAAACAAUAUUUUUUUUUCCACUUCUGUGAAUUUUUGUAAAUCAUGUUAAAGUUGGUCAAUCAUGUUUUAAAAACAAGAUCAUCCAGUUGUGCUGAUGCUUUCCUGGUCUUAAAGUCAACACUGGUCCAGCAUCGGACCACUUCUAGUUUCAGCCCUGAACAACAGAGCUCUUCUUUAAGACUCUUUCACUAUUAAUACUGCUGUUUUCUGACCUGCCACCAUUCAAUCUCUAGGCUUAUUUUCACCCAAAUGAAGGCACAGUCACCCCAGAGAGCAAGAAGUUACAUAGGAUUGCUCACAUCAAUACAGCAAAUUCACAGGAGUUUAUGUAUAUGUAAAUGAGAUAUUAAGCUUAUUUAUUUUGUCCUUAAAUAUACUUGCAGAUUCUUGACUGUUGAAAAGUACAUUUCAGCGUGUGGCUUGGUCUCUAAAUCCUAAAGUGUUACUCCAAGAGUAUUCAGUGUUUAUGCAACAUUAAUCCUGUAACCACUUGAUUGUUAGGUGCUUAAAAGCGAGAAAUGCACAUGCUGCAUUCAGUAAAGUUGUUGUUAUGUAUGACUUAUGUCGCAAAUGUUGUAAUGUUGUAAUAGGAUGAGAAAUGCAGCGACUAAAGAGUUUAUGAGAAUUAGCUGAAGUUGGUUUGUGUAAGUUGGAAAUGUUGGGAGUCAUUGGCAUGUCAGGGGAGGAAUAUUCGUUGGAGAAGGAAAAUGUUCUUUAAAAAGUCUUUUGAUUGUUAUUUAUGUUCAGCUUCUGAUAAGUGUCCAUAUGCCAGUUUGACACGAAAUAUACCUGCACUUUUUAUAGAUAAAUCACAUUUCCUGUUCUAUUUAUUUUUGGAAAAGUUUAGAGAAUAUUAAAUUAUAUUUAUUGUCUUUGAUGCUUAAUAUUUACAACGUUUUUGGUAAAGUUUCUGACACAGGUGAUUAAAAAACAGCUAAAGCACAAAAGAAAUGUUCCCUCCUUGUAUAAUAAGAGUUUUCUCAUUUAAAAUGUACCAUAUCACUU